Messenger RNA from Vigna unguiculata (cowpea), 2247 nucleotides. RefSeq names its product glucose-1-phosphate adenylyltransferase large subunit 1-like. Gene Ontology annotation, biological process: glycogen biosynthetic process. Gene Ontology annotation, molecular function: glucose-1-phosphate adenylyltransferase activity. NCBI's taxonomy places the organism in Eukaryota, Viridiplantae, Streptophyta, Magnoliopsida, Fabales, Fabaceae. The record is from RefSeq and is a predicted model, not a curated record.
UUCCCUUGUACAUUGCUUAAACAGAAGGGUCUUGUCUCAUCUCUGUUUCCAUUUAUAUUCCUUCCCGUUAAUGGACUAUUAGGUACUGGGGAGCAAAAGCUCUCUUAUGUUUUCGUACAUUUCUAUUUCUAUUUAUUCACCUUUUUUUUUCUUCUAUAUUUUAUACUCUAGAUAAUCUACCUGAAUUAAUUCUGCUCGCUGCUAUUAAACUUCGCCUCUGAAUAAUAAUCUGAUUGUUCAAUCAACCGCCAGUGGGAAGAAUCAAAUAAGACGGUUGUCAUAGUGUUUAUCAAUUUACUGAAUUUAGAAAUGAUGGUGUCAAGUGAGCUACAAGGACUUUCCAUGUCCCUGGGUUCAAAGAAGCCAACCUUCCACCGUGACAAGGAUUUGUGUUCCUCAUUCUCCGGUAGCAGAGUGAACUUGCUUCAAUCAAAGAAUGUAGUAUCUGGUUUUCCGCCUGGAAAAUUCUUUAGUGUCACACACAGAAACACAACCCGAAGAUUUAUCACUAUGUCUACUCUUGCAGAUGUUGCAAAUGACUUUAUGGCCCUUCAAUCACCGAUACUAACAGGAAGAGAAGCCAACCCAAAGACUGUUGCAUCGAUCAUAUUAGGCGGAGGAGCUGGAACUCGUCUGUUCCCCCUUACUGAAAGAAGGGCUAAACCUGCAGUACCAUUUGGAGGAUGCUAUAGACUAGUUGACAUACCCAUGAGUAAUUGCAUUAACAGUGGAAUUAACAAAAUUUACGUCCUCACGCAAUAUAACUCUCAGUCCCUCAACCGACACAUUGCUCGAACAUAUAAUUUGGGAGGUUGCAUCAACUUUGGAGGUGGUUUUGUUGAGGUAUUGGCUGCAACUCAAACACCUGGUGAAUCAGGAAAAAAGUGGUUUCAGGGUACAGCCGAUGCUGUAAGACAAUUCCUUUGGUUGUUUGAGGACGCUGAUCAUAAAAAUAUAGAGAACGUUCUGAUAUUGUGUGGUGAUCAGCUAUAUCGAAUGGAUUACAUGGACAUUGUGCAGAAGCAUGUUAAUUCAUGUGCUGAUAUAUCAGUAUCUUGUCUCCCAGUGGAUGGCAGUCGGGCCUCUGAUUUUGGAUUAGUGAAGGUUGAUGAAAGAGGACGGAUAUGUCAGUUCUUGGAAAAACCCAAGGGAGAAUUGUUAAGAUCUAUGCAUGUAGAUACGAGUAUUUUUGGACUAUCAGCUCAAGAAGCAAGAAAAUUUCCAUACAUCGCAUCAAUGGGUAUAUAUGUGUUUAAAAUAGAUGUUCUGCUAAAAGUUCUCAGGGGCUGUUAUCCUAAUGCAAAUGAUUUUGGAUCUGAGGUCAUUCCAUUGGCUGCAAGAGAUUUUAAUGUCCAGGCAUGUCUUUUCAGUGGUUAUUGGGAAGAUAUUGGGACUAUAAAAUCUUUCUUUGAUGCGAAUUUGGCUCUUAUGGACCAGCCGCCCAAGUUUCAGUUGUAUGACCAGUCCAAGCCUAUUUUUACUUGUCCUCGGUUCCUACCACCAACUAAAAUGGAGAAGUGUGAGGUAAUUAACUCUUUGAUUUCAGAUGGUUGCUUUUUGAAAGAGUGCACAGUAGAACAUUCCAUUGUGGGAAUUCGAUCACGGCUUGAUUCUGGAGUGCAGAUAAAGGAUACCAUGAUCAUGGGUGCUGACUAUUACCAGACAGAAGCUGAAAUUGCUUCUCUUGUAGCAGCGGGAAAUGUUCCAAUAGGCAUUGGGAAAAAUACAAAAAUUGUGAAUUGUAUAAUUGACAAAAACGCAAGAAUUGGAAACAAUGUAAUUAUUGCAAACAAAGACAAUGUGCAGGAAGCAGACAGAGGAUCAGAGGGGUUUUAUAUUCGAUCAGGAAUCGUUGUGGUGUUAAAAGACUCUGAAAUAACCAAUGAUACAAUCAUUUAAUCACCACUUCACUCCCAGGUGCUCCCAAAUUACAGCAUCACUUCAAUUUUUCACUCAGAAUAAAUUCUCCAGUCCUGGAAAUAAAGGGCUAUCUCAACCAUCAAUUUUUGAAUCUUCAAUCAUGGGAAUCAAAGAAACUACACAUUCAUUUCACUUCCCUCAACAUUUUUGUUGGCUCAUUCAAUAGAACACCCAACAAAAUUGUGCGGCAAUCAAAUUCUUUAUACCUUUAUUUGUAUGGCUCAUAUAAGCCCAAAUGGUUAAAGAUUAGUUCAGAUUAUUUGCAAGAUUGAAUAUUACUUUUAGUUCAAAAGAAAUCGGUCACAGAAAUAAAAGAAGCAUAUCUCA